Pistacia vera is the source of this 608-nucleotide messenger RNA. RefSeq lists its product as uncharacterized. NCBI's taxonomy places the organism in Eukaryota, Viridiplantae, Streptophyta, Magnoliopsida, Sapindales, Anacardiaceae. The coding region runs from base 74 to 574 and encodes 166 amino acids. The record is from RefSeq and is a predicted model, not a curated record. The transcript is spliced from 2 exons.
UACAUUUAUCUUUCCGCGGGUAGAAUCCCUAAUACUAGGAAACUUAAAAGAACUUAGAACUUUCUACCCCGGAAUGCACAUUUCAGAAUGGCCCAAUUUAAAGACGUUGAAAGUGUCUAGCUGUGACAAACUACAAAUGUCCACUUUAGAAUACAAGGUUGUUUUACCCAAUUUGGAGGCCUUAGAACUGCAUGGAAUCAAUACCGAAAAUAUCUCUCAACUUUUGGACACAUCUUCCGGCCCCCGAAAAUUGACCCGUUUGAUCUUGAGGAACUGUGAAAAACUAAAAUACGUAUUUCCAUUUUCUAUGAUCAAAAGCUUCGAGCAGCUCCAACACCUCGAGAUAAGCACUUGUAAAGGACUAAAGGAGGUUGUUACCAAAGAAGACGGUGAAGAAAGAAUUGCUAAAUUUGACUUUCCGCAUGUAGCUUUCUUAAAACUUAAUGACUUGCCAGAGCUUACAACUUUUUGCCUUGGGAUACCUACUUUAGACUGGCCCUGGCCCAAGUUAAAGAAGCUGGAAGUGUCCGAUUGUGACAAAUUACAAAUGCUGCCUUCAGAAAAUAAGGUAUGAGCCCUUAUAUACAAAUUACAAAAGAUGCCUCUUC